Molecule: messenger RNA, 1686 nt
Organism: Nycticebus coucang (slow loris)
Lineage: Eukaryota; Metazoa; Chordata; Mammalia; Primates; Lorisidae
Gene: AMZ2
Product: archaelysin family metallopeptidase 2
Exons: 6
Coding region: 595-1503 (302 amino acids)
Biological process (GO): proteolysis
Molecular function (GO): metallopeptidase activity
Source: RefSeq, a predicted model, not a curated record
UGCAGUGGGACUGUCAAGGCCGGGUUAGGGCCGCCUGGGGAGGGCGUCCGGAGUGUAGAGGCGGGGACAGUCGCGGUCGACCGGGAGAGAUGAGGAUGUGGGAGGGACUGCCGCAGCGGAAGCAGGGAGGACUGCGGGCACGCGGUCUCCGGGAGCAAGGCGUGGCUCUUUGGGGGGCUCCCUAGGGAGAAAAGGCGGGGAGGGGGCAGGGAAUAGGGAGCCCCCACUCCACCUCCAACCCGGGGACUGGUUCGCGCCUGCACUGGGCAGAGCCUCAAAUACGAGUUGCCACAGGCAACCAGCUAGAGUGACCGGGUCGUCCCGGUUUGCUUGAGAUGGUCUGGUUUUAGGAGCCAAGCAUCCACGUCUCCCCAGUCCAUUGCAGUGACCUUUUCCUGCCUCCCGUACCUGCUCUUUCCCGGGCCUGAACCCAGCAUAGACCUGUGAGGCUGGAGGAGGACCACAGACUUGGUUCACACUGCCUUUUUUAUGUUAGGGCGAAGGCACCCUCCACAACACCUUUCCAGCCAGGUCUGGACAUGCCUGACCUUGUGAGGUAAAAACUUCAAUGGGAGCCUUCCUUUCUUCAUAAAGAUGCAAAUAAUACGACAUUCUGAACAGACACUAAAAACAGCUCUCAUCUCAAGGAACCCAGUGCUUGUGUCACAGUAUGAAAAAUUAGAUGCUGGGGAACAGCGUUUAAUGAAUGAAGCCUUCCGGCCAACCAGUGAUCUCUUUGGACCCAUUACCUUGCAUUCCAGAUCAGAUUGGAUCACUUCUCAUCCUGAGGAUCCCCAAGACUUUGAACAAUUUUUCAGUGAUCCUUGCAGAAAGACUCCUUCUCCAGAGAAGCACAGCAUUUAUAUACAGUCCAUUGGGCAUAUUCUGAAGUUCUUAAAGAAGAAGAAACCUGAAGACGCCUUCUGUGUUGUGGGGAUAACAAUGAUUGAUCUUUACCCAAGAGACUCCUGGAAUUUUGUCUUUGGACAGGCCUCUUUGACAGAUGGUGUGGGGAUAUUCAGCUUUGCCAGGUAUGGCAGUGAUUUUUACAGUUUUCGCCAUGAAGGCAAAGUGAAGACCCUCCAGAAAACAUCUUCAAGAGACUAUUCCGUUUUUGAUAACUGUUAUAUUCCUGAAAUAACUAGUGUUUUGCUGCUUCGAUCUUGUAAGACUUUAACCCACGAGAUUGGACACAUAUUUGGACUGCGGCACUGCCAGUGGCUCACGUGCCUAAUGCAAGGUUCCAACCACUUGGAAGAAGCUGACCGGCGCCCUCUAACCCUUUGCCCUAUCUGCUUACGCAAGUUGCAGAGUGCUGUGGGCUUCAGCAUUAAGGAAAGAUACAAAGCGCUGGCGAGAUGGAUCAAUGAUGAAUCUGCUGACAAACCUGGAGUAACUCCGAAACACAGUCGGGAGGAUAGUGGGAAUUUACCAAAACCCGUUGAAGCCUUUAAGGAAUGGAAAGAGUGGAUAAUGAAAUGCCUUGCUGUUCUCCAAAAAUAAGGACCUUCAACCAGGAGUAAUUAAAAUAAAUACUUGCACAUUCUGCUUUCAUUUGGGUGGAGUACUUCAUUGGAAUAAACUAUUUACUGAUUCUGUGCGGUGUUCAAGUAACAGGACAGAACUUUCUUUAAAGCACCUGAAUUGAAAUGAGACUCAUUUUGAAUAAUAAAAAUUGUGUAAACU